Prorocentrum cordatum is the source of this 4836-nucleotide messenger RNA. Lineage: Eukaryota; Dinophyceae; Prorocentrales; Prorocentraceae. The record is from the annotation of a GenBank genome assembly.
AUGGCGGCCGACAGCGGAGCAGCUGGGGUGCAGUUGCUGGAUUCUCGUGGGAUCGGCAAGGUGCCGACAUUCUCAGGCAAGAGGGAGCACUUCGAGGAUUGGAUCUUCCCGUUCGAGUCAUACUGUGGCCUGCUGGGCUGGACGGCGGGCCUGGAGCGAUCAAGGGGCGCUGAGGAGCCGCUGACCGCGGACGACUUCGGCGAGCAGGGAGUGCUGGCAGGCAGGAGUUUGUACCACCUGCUGGCGAGCACCGCGAAAGGCGCGGCGCAGAGCAUCGUCAAGCUCUGCCCGCGAGGCGACGGCUUCGAGGCAAUGCGGAGGCUGUACAAGGAGUACAUGCCAAGGCUGAAUGAGGAGCACGGCCAGAUGCUCCAGCAUAUCCUCACGCCGACAUGGUGGAAGGAUCGCGAGGGGAAGGAGCGGUUCACGGAGGUGCUGAUCGCUUGGGACGAGUUGAUCUCAAGGUACGAGCGCGCGACCGGAGAGCAGGUCACGCAGAAUAUGAAGACGAGCACGAUCAUGGCCCACGCACCAGAGGAAGUGAAGGUCAUGCUGCGCUCGGCGCAGCGCGAGGUACGCAGCGACAUCGCACAGAUGAGGAACUGCAUCUUCGAGGCGGUGAUCGGCCAAAGUGGGGUGGUCUCGCGACCUCCGACAGCAAAUAAGGGGAGAAACGACAUGGGCGUCGACGCGAUCUCCAAGGGCAAAGGCAAGGACGGAACGGACAAGUGCCAGAUCUGCCACAAGCCGAGCCACACGUCCCGCGACUGUUUCUGGCGUGACAAAGGGAAGCAGAAGGGCGACGGAAAAGGUCGAGGAGCAGCCGCGGGAACCCAGGGCGGAAAGGACGCCAAAGGCAAAGGCAAGGACGGCUGCACCUUCUCGGGGAAGUGCGACUAUUGCCAUAAGACGGGCCACAAGAAGGCGGACUGCAAGAAGCGAAUCGCCGAUGAGAGGUCCAAAGGCAACGCGGCCAUUGAGCAGGAGAGCACGGACCCGAAGACGGUGGCCAAGAUCGAGUACGCGGAGUGCGAGUGCGGGAUCUGCGACGACGACCAGCUCUACUGUAUGGCGAUGGAGGUGGAGGAUCCCGAGACGGAGUGCUGCGGCAUGGAGCUCGUGGAGACGACCUUCAUCACGUUGGACACUGCGAGUGACUGCCACGUGGGGCCGACUUUCUUCGGCGAAGGAUGCAGGAAAGGAGAUGAUCACGGCCCGAGGCUGCUGGGCGCGCAGCGCAGCGAGAUCAAGGUGGACUCCAUCGCGACGGUGCCGAUGGCGGUUACUGACGAGUGCGAGCAGCUGAAGUUGCUGAAAGCAGACUUCAGGCUAGGUGACACGGUAUCGAAGCCAAUCCUCUCGCUGCUGGAGGUGAUGGAUAAGGGUGCCGAGUUCUGGCUGAGCGCGAAGACGGGCAUGAAGAACGACACGCUGGGAUUCAACGCGAAGACCUUCAAGACAGCUACGGAGGCGAAGGAGUUCGCGGCCAGCGUGAACGCGAAUGAGCAGCAGGACAUGCGGGCAAGGCUCAAGGAGACGGGCCAGCCAAUCUACGGCAGAAAGGACGAGUUGUGGGCCAGACUCAGCGAUGCGGAGCGGAGGCUCACGGCGCACCACCUGGAGAUGAAGGAGUUGGAGCGCAGGGCGCCGUGGUGCGAGGCCUGCGUGCGGGGGAACGAGACGACCAAGCCGCGCAAGACCCUCACGUUCGACCAGAAGGACACUGGGAAGGCGCAGAUCACCCUGGACUUCUGCUACCUGAAGACCAGCGGCGACUGGGCGGAGAUCGGAGAUGAGGAGCCGCCAGCGGCGGACAUCUUCGCGACGACGCUCGUGAUGGCGGACAGGGACACGCUGAUGUUCAAUGCAUUCUCGAUGCCCACCAAGGCGGUCACGGACUACGCAAUAGCCAGCGUGAGCAGCUUCAUUGAGGGCGUGCAUCUCGCGACGGCGGACAUCAAGACGGACGGCGAGCCCACGAUCGUGAACCUGGUGGAGGAGGCGCGGAAGAGGCUGAGCAAGAGCAUCAAGCUAGAAGAGAAGCGUGGGAACCUGAAGGACAGCCAGAGCAUGGGCGCGAUUGAGGCUCCGAUCAGAUGGUUUCAGGCGAAGGUGAGGACAUACAAGUUCGACCUGGAGAAGCGCUAUGCCAUGAAGAUCACAGCGGAUGCACCGAUCUGGUGUUGGCUUACACGGUACGUUAGCUGGGCUACGUCUACGUGCCGACCGCGAGCCGAUGGGAGGACGUCCCAUCAGGCAGCAUGCGGAGUGACCUACAACGGAGAGAUUCCCCCCUUUGGAGAGACGGCUCUCUUCAAGACCCCGAUCUCCCACACGAGGCAGAUCGCGGCUACGUCCCUGAAGCGCAAGGGCGAGUCGAGUUUCGUGAAGGGCAUCUGGAUCGGGAAGCGCAGGGAGAGCGACGACCACUUGUUGUUGACGCCAGCGGGCUGGCACCGCGCAAGAACAUGCAGGCGGCUGGAGCCAGCAUUGCGGGCAGAUGACAAGCUGAUGAAGGCAGUGAAGGCCCUGCCCUGGGACGCGAUGAGCGCCAAGCCGUGCGAGCUACUGCCCAGGCUUCAGAGGCCGAUGCCCACGAUCGUCUUGGCGGCGGCGGAGCGGAAGGCGAAGACCGAGGCGCAGGAGGCAGCGCGCGAGGCGGCGCCACCCCAGGGGGCGCCCGAGCAGGGGGCGCAGCCGGCUGCAGCAGCGAGCGCGGGGCCAUCGGCGGCGCCCGCGGGACCUGGAGCUGGAGCGGCAGCGGCAGCGAGGCCAGAGGAGAAGAGCACGACGGAUGCGGAUGCGCCGAUGACACCUCGAGGUCUUGUCAGACCUGCCGACGCCGAAGACUUCGGCGCACCAGGCAAACGCGCGAAGCACGUGGGCGCCAUCUCGCUCGACGACCCUAUCGACUACGGCAUCCUGGACAGGAUGGGCACCGACUGCUACAUGACGGUCAGCGGACCGGAGCCAGCGGCGGAGCUCAUCGGCAAGCGCGAGGCACUAGAAGUGCUGGCACACUACGGGGUGCACGGGGACGUCCCGAGGAGCGAGGGCGGUGAGUUCAAGAGGAUCAGGGCGCGCUGGGGGCCGCAGAUGCGAGGAGGUAUCUGCAAGUGGCGGUAUGUGGCGCAGGAGUUCAAGUGGAUGGAGCAGCGUGACGACGUGUUCGCAGCGAGCUCAUCGGCGCAGACGAGCAGGCUGGUGGACUUCGUCAGAAUCAAAGAGGAGAACCACGGGACCUUCAUCGCGGAUUGCGUGAAGGCGUACUACCAAGCGGACCAGACUGAGAAGGUUUGUGUAGAGCCACCUGCUGAGUAUCUGGCGAUAUUGGCGGAGAUGGGCAGACCGACCGACAUCGUUUGGGCGCUCAACAAGAUGCUGCCUGGGCAGCGCGUGGCAGGCGCUGGCUGGGUGGACAAGGCGGCGAAGACCCUGAAGGGAGAGGGCUUCGACAGGAGUGAGUGUCAGCCGCAGUUCUUCUACCGCAGAGAGAAGAAGAUCCUGAUCGAGGUGCACGUGGGCGACUUCCACGGGGAGGGUCCAAUCGGCAGCCUGGAGGGGAUCAUCAAGCGGCUGCGGGAGGUGUUCGACCUGAGAGCGACGGAUGUCAUCAGGCAGGGGCGCUACUCGCACCUGAAGCGGGGCAGGUUGAGGCUCAUGAACGGCAACAUCAUGCUGAGGCCGAACGCGAAGCACAUCGACGACCUGAUCUACGUAAUGGGCAUGCCAAGAGUCGGGGUCGCGCUCUACAUCUCGCCCGACAGAGCGGACAUCCAGCGGGGCGUGCAGCUGCUGACCAGGAACCUGAGUCAGCCGACGGAGUUUGACAGGAAGCGAUUGGUGAAGCUGGUGAGGUACCUGAAGGGGACAAAGACGUUUGGAGUGCUGAUGGAAAAGCCAACUGGGAGCAAGCCUGGGGAAGUGAAGCUGCAGUUGUUCGCAGACGCGGAUUUCGCGACGUGCAAGGGUACGAGGCGUGCGAUGACCUGUGGGAUCACAAUGCUGGACGGAGUGCAUUUUGCAGCGUUCGCAAGGAGGCAAGGAGUUCAGAGCACAUCCUCAGGUGAGGCGGAGUUCUACGGCGCGACCUCGGUGGUGAUGGACGGCCAGCUGGUGAAGAACAUGCUAGAGUGGUUGGGCGACAAGGUGACCUGGGAGCUCGGGAUCGACAGCAGCGCCGCGAAGGCGAUGAUCAACCGCGAGGGCGUCGGAAAGGUGAAGCACCUGGACGUUCGGGCGCUGUGGAUCCAGCAGGAGCGAAAGGUCCACGGACUGAUCACCAAGAAGGAGAGUGGAACAAAGAACGUGGCCGACCUAGGGACCAAGGCGCACACCACGGAGCGGUUCGAGUCCCUGCGAGAACUUGCUGGCAUCAUGGGCUGCAGCGAGAUGGACAAGCAUAAGGAGCUGGAGGCGUGCUCGGUGGCAACGAGCGCCUGGGCUAAGCAAGGUUUGGUGGCGACGCUGCUCGCGCGAGGAGUGACGGGCGGCGCGACCAAGGCGAGUGAAUGCGCAGUGCGAGAUCUCGACCAGGGUGCAGUUACCCCCUGGGAGGCUACAAAGCUGCAGGACUGGAUCGACGACCACACGACGCUGAUCAUCCUGAUCGUGAUGACGACAACGUUCGUGGCAGGAGCACUGCUCGGGUGUUUGAUUUGCAAGUGGUGGACGAAGAUGGACAGUACCACGAAGCAAAACCUGGUAAAGCAUACUAAUACCCCGAAGCGGAGAAAGGAGCUGAGCAACAAGGUGAAGUUCACGGACAGGCGAGCCACGGGUGAGAACGAGCUUGCGGCCAAUGGCAAGGUGAGCGAGGUGACGUGCCUCGACGAG